GACAGGGGGAGACUGAACAACAGGAUAUUAUGUCUGUGCUGUUAGUUUCCCUCCUCUCCUCCUUCCUUCUAUUCUCCCUGACUAGUGGGUCCCCAGGUAGCUGUCUAGCAGACUGGCAGCAGAAGAAGACCGCCAGUGCUGAACCCGGGUUGACAAAGUGCCAGCAGUAUGCCAGCCAUUCUUGCUGUUCUCAGGAUCAAAUAGAUCCCCCCUUCCCAUGGGACGGAUGUGGACCCCCCAGUCCAAGGUGUGAGGAGUAUCUGAGCCGGGUGCAAUGCAUGUACCUCUGUUCUCCCCACAUUGCUAAGUGGGGCCACCCCAAAACAGUUGCUGGAGUACACGAGCUGCCCCUGUGCAACAAGUUCUGUGAUGACUGGUUUGAUGCUUGCAGAGAAGACUUAAUAUGUUCCGGGUGCAUAACCUCCGUCAAGAACUGCAGCAAAGGAUGCAUCACAUACGCACAGAAGUUUGGAUCAGGACAACAGUUGUGCGACACCGUCUGGAAACACACAUUUGUAGCCAUGACUGAGGACUGCAUUUGCAUCACUCCGCCAGAGAAGGGGCUGGGUCUUGAACAGAACCCCACCCAUGCAGAUCUAGACUCCACCCAGGAGGGGUCAUCAGGAUAUCCAGAGAAGUGCUAUCCUCACAAAGUCUCACACAAUAGGGUGAGAAGAGCUUUGCGCAAGAGGAGUGUCCAAAUCGAAGUGGAUGGGAGUGGCAGUGGCAAUGGGGCGUAAAGGAUAGAGGACAUUUUGUUACGUAUGCUCUGACCAACCUCUUUCCUCUGAUAAGCCAUUUCCUCCCGCAACCCAUCCCCCUAAUUGCUUCUCUUUACCCGACGAUUGUUACCAAAGUUGAGACAACUGACCAAGACAGAUGUCUCCGCAAGCACAAGCCCGGCCACUAACCUUUCAUGCAACUGCUCUGUAAUGUACCCGUCCACCCAGUGAGCAGGAAGUGUCAGUAAUUAGAAAAGGUUUGGUGGGAAGCAGAAUUCUAUAAUGAAAGUACUAGUCUGUACUGUUAUCAAACAGGCCUGAAAAUAAACCCAUUCAUUUAUGUGA
Molecule: messenger RNA, 1067 nt
Organism: Pseudophryne corroboree (corroboree frog)
Lineage: Eukaryota; Metazoa; Chordata; Amphibia; Anura; Myobatrachidae
Gene: RTBDN
Product: retbindin
Exons: 6
Coding region: 30-740 (236 amino acids)
Cellular component (GO): external side of plasma membrane
Molecular function (GO): riboflavin transmembrane transporter activity; signaling receptor activity; riboflavin binding
Source: RefSeq, a predicted model, not a curated record